Molecule: messenger RNA, 982 nt
Organism: Paramecium pentaurelia
Lineage: Eukaryota; Ciliophora; Oligohymenophorea; Peniculida; Parameciidae
Source: the annotation of a GenBank genome assembly
AUGUAUCCAAAGUCCUCAAACUUGUAAUAUAUAAAACCUCUUGCAAUCAAAUGUAUAGAUAAUUAUGCAAUGAACCAAAAUUUCUGGAGAUUAUAUUUCGAUUUACAUUGUUUUACUUGUUAAAAGGAGGAAUAACCAAAUAAAGGAUUUACUUGUAUUAAGUGUAUUCAGGAUUAUUAUAUGGAACCUUUAAGGUCUAUAGAAAGAGGGUCAUGUAUUACUUGCCCUUUGCUAUGUUAGGUUUGUGAAUAAAUUACAACAUAAGAGAGUUAAGUAUGAAAUAGAUAACAAUUUUAGAAUAUUAAUCCUGCAUAUGAAAUAAAUGAUUACAAUAGAAAGUAUACUUAUAAAUGUAUUCAAAAAAGGCAAGAUUAAAAUAUCAUUAUUGAUCCUUAUUAAUAAAUAGCUAAAUAUUGCAUAAAUGAUAUUUGUGACAAUCUUAUUUAAUAUUAAGUAUAUUUAAAAUGAUAAUUAGAUAAACAAUAAUUUUGAAGAUUUGAAAGUAAUAUUUGAUGGAUAGAGGCCUUUUUCUGAUGAAUUUUAUUUUGAAUACUUAAAUCAUAUUGGAGCAUAAAUAUUUAAGUUAAUCAUUCCUAUUCAAAAAUUUUGUAACUCAGAUGAAAUAAUUGUAUAAUCAUUAACUAACUAAUUAAAAAAAAGAAUUUUUUCCUUAUUUUGGGUAGAGUUGACAUUUCUAGGCAAUCACUCUCCAUCAACUUAUUAACCAAUAAUAAAAAUCAAAAACUUUGAUUCUAUCAGUUUCAACUAACUAUUAUUUAUUAUAUUGUAAUCCUUGGAAUUAUUUAUACAUAAUUAUGAUGCUCCUACUAAUUCAAUACUUACUGAUUCUAAAUUUAUGGCAAAUAAUUAAGAUUAACUAAAAUUAUCAAUUUAAACAGAAUAAUGUCACUAUUUUGAGAUCAGAAAUAUCCGAUUAAGUGACAUAAAUAUUGUAAAUUCUGUUGUUUUAAAUUAAAAUUGA